Molecule: messenger RNA, 876 nt
Organism: Dicrocoelium dendriticum
Lineage: Eukaryota; Metazoa; Platyhelminthes; Trematoda; Plagiorchiida; Dicrocoeliidae
Source: the annotation of a GenBank genome assembly
AUGGCACCCUUUCCAUCUGCCACUGAUGCUGCAAAACAUCAUAUAGUUACCAAAGGUCCACCUGUUUUCGCCAAAGCAAGGAGAAUGACCACUGACAAGCUAAAAACUGCUCUCAUAGAAUUCGUGAAUAUGCUUGAACUGGGCAUCGUUCGCUCGCCUAAAAGUCCCUGGGCGUCGCCGCUCCACAAGGCGCCCAAAAAGUCAGGAGACUGGCGUCCAUGUGGUGAUUACCGCGCGCUCAACAGCUUUACUGUUCCCGACCGAUAUCCGAUUCCUCACAUGCAGGACAGCACGGCAAGCCUGCGCGGCACGCGUAUAUUCUCGAAAAUCGAGCUAGUUCGCGCGUAUCACCAGAUUCCAGUCGCUGAAGGAGACAUACGGAAGACUGCCGUAAUCACGCCGUUUGGGCUGUUCGAAUUUUUCCGUAUGCCGUUCGGUCUUCGCAACACAGCCCAGACUUUUCAACGACUCAGCGAUACAGUCACUAGAGGACCAAAUUUUGUCUAUGCAUACAUCGACGAUAUCCUAGUUGUCAGCGCUUCUAAAGAACAGCAUGCGGAACAUCUCAAAAUACUUUUCGAUAGGCUGGCCUCUAAUAGCAUCACUGUCAACCCUGACAAUUGCGUAUUUCAGCAGCCUUCCGUCGAAGUCCUUGGCUACCACAUUGAUCAGUAUGGUAUACGGCCUCUAGACUAUAGACUCCGCGCUAUCAGAGACUUUCCGUUUCCGACUACGUUAGCCGCUGUUCGCCGUUUAAACAGCAUGCUCAACUACUAUAGACGUUUGCUUCCACACUGCGCAGCAGCUAGCCAUUAUUUGCUCCAUGUAGCAUACAAUGAACCACUCCUUGACAAUCCAGCCUUCAUUUUCCCCUGA